Messenger RNA from Closterium sp. Naga37s-1, 2445 nucleotides. NCBI's taxonomy places the organism in Eukaryota, Viridiplantae, Streptophyta, Zygnematophyceae, Desmidiales, Closteriaceae. The record is from the annotation of a GenBank genome assembly.
AUGGCGAGAAACGGCGGCGCGGCAGUGUCCCCAAAAAGGCUAUUCAAAGGCACGACUAUUGUUCUCCUCCUCGCACUUCUCGUUCCUGAUCCCACUGGGAUGGGGACCGGCGGCACACGCGGCGUCGGACACUACUUCGUCGCAGAAGCGAUUCCCUUCAUCGAACAGUCGCAACUGCCGCCUCUCCAGGAGCUAUCGAAGGUGUGGGAAAUCGACAUUGUCAACGGCGGCGCCUGUGCGGACACGUAUAACACCCAGGUCAAUCCUAGGGGCGCCUCAGAAAUCUCGUUCCCGUCCCCGCCCUCCCCUCUACCUCCUCUUUCCUCUCGCUUCAGUCCCGCCUCUCAAGGAGCUGUCCAAGCCUUAUCCUUCAUUUCUCUAUCCUUGCUUUCCCUCCUCCUUCUCCUCCCGCCCUCUCUCUCCGCCCUCUCCCUCCGCCCUCUCCCUCCGCCCUCUCCUUCCGCCCUCUCCCUCCGCCCUCUCCUUUCGCCCUCUCCUUCCGCCCUCUCCUUCCGCCCGCCCAUCCCGCCCUCUCCUUCCGCCCUCUCUUUCCGCCCCCCCUCUGCGCCACGCCAGCCCAACGUCUCUGAUCACCCAACAGGGAUUCGACACCAUUCCAGAUGUCAUCACCAACCUCACACGACUCACCUCCCUGUGAGCCACUCUCGCAGCUGUCACCCACUCUCCCCGCUGUCACCCACUCUCCCCGCUGUCACCCACUCUCCCCGCUGUCACCCACUCUCCCUGCUGUCACCCACUCUCCCCGCUGUCACCCACUCUCCCCGCUGUCACCCACUCUCCCCGCUGUCACCCACUCUCCCUGCUGUCACCCACUCUCCUUGCUGUCACCCACUCUCCCCGCUGUCAUCCACUCUCCCUGCUGUCACACUCUCCCUGCUGUCACACUCUCUCUGCUGUCACCCUCUCUCCCUGCUAUCAAUCAUGCAGGUGGCAUCAGGCAGCAUCCCAGCCUCCUUUGGCAACAUGGCCAGCCUGCAAUCACUGAGCAUCAGUGUGAGUGACUACGACACCACGGGUGACGCCCUCACAGGGCCCAUCCCCGAAUCAUUCUCCAACCUCAAGAACCUCACCUCGCUACCUCACACGUGCAUCCCGUGCCCCACUCCCAUUUCUCUCCCCACUCCCAUUUCUCUCCCCACUCCCAUUUCUCUCCCCACUCCCAUUUCUCUCCCCACUCCCAUUUCUCUCCCCACUCCCAUUUCUCUCCCUCACACCACCCUCCCUCCCACGACUCACAGCGACCUCACCAACAACUGGUCCACUCACCGACAUUAUUGGCCUUCCCAUGCCUGUCCCUCCAACGCCUCUCCCUCCCUCCCUCGCCUCUCCCUCCCUCCCUCGCCUCUCCCUCCCUCCCUCGCCUCUCCCUCCCUCCCUCCCUCGCCUCUCCCUCCCUCGUCUCACAGCGAUCUCGCCAACAACAACAUUGGCCCGCUCACUGACAGCAUUGGCACCAUCCCCAACCUGGAGUACCUCUCUCUCAAGGGCAACAACUUCACAGGCAGCACCAUUCCCAGCACCAUCACCGCCCUUACAAACCUCGUUGAGCUGAGCCUCGAAUAUACAGGUGUGGGCGGCUCCAUUCCAUCCGGCCUUGGCUUGCUGACUAAUCUUCAGACCCUGAGGCUCGAUGGCAACAAGCUAACCGGCACGCUUCCUGCCACUCUGGGCGCACCGCAUCUCCUCACUCUUGGAUUAUGGAGCGACUGUGUGGUGCUGCUGAUUGGUUUCAUCCUCGCUUCAUCCCACCUUCCUCGCUUCAUCCCCCUAUCGCUUUCCAUCGCGCACCACUUUCCUCCUACUGUCAAUCCGCCCUCUCACCGCCCUGCCUUCCUCACUGUCCUGCCUCUUUCACUGCCCUGCCCCCCUCACCGCCCCUACCUGCAGCAGCUACGACUCUACCGUGGUCUGCCCUGCCAGCAACACCUCGUCAACUACGACUCUACCGUGGCGUGCCCUGCCAAGAACACCUCGUGUGUGGUGGAGCAGAGAGACAGCAGCGAGUUCUGCACCGCCUGUGCUGCCUUCUGCAACUCCUGCAUCCCUCCCGCCCCUGGUGGGUACAAUCUGUUGCUUCCCCUCCUGCCCCUGCCUCCUCCAUCCAACCUCGAUGGCAGCAGCACCACCACCAUCACCACGACCAACACCAACAACAACAACGCCAACGCCAGCGCCAAUGCUUCUUCCUCGUCCAGCUCGGGGCUGUCAACAGGAGCCAUUGUGGGCAUCGUGGUGGGCGUGCUGCUGCUGGUCGUUGGUGUCGUGGCUGCUGUUUUCAUCAUCAUACAGUGUGGCAGGAGGUCCAAAGAGGUGGAGGUGGAUUACACGACUCAAGCUGCAGGAGCAUAUGCAGGAGAUGACCAGUACAAGCCGCCUCAGGGUGCUUAUGCUGGUUACACGCCUGGUGCUUCCGGCCAGGUGUAA